This is a messenger RNA of Magallana angulata, 5401 nucleotides long. RefSeq names its product P2X purinoceptor 7-like. The coding region runs from base 4406 to 4960 and encodes 184 amino acids. NCBI's taxonomy places the organism in Eukaryota, Metazoa, Mollusca, Bivalvia, Ostreida, Ostreidae. The transcript has 3 exons. The record is from RefSeq and is a predicted model, not a curated record.
UAAAAUAAGCCCUAUGAUUAGGUUUAAUGAUUUAUAAAAUAACUGUAGAAAAAAGUGCCCCUUUCAAUGUUUUAUAAUGUUUACCGCAGAGAAAAGUGCACCUUUCACCACCUUUUCACAUGCCCUUUUCAAAUCCUAGAUUUAACAGUAUCUCCAGAACCACUAAGCAGAUUUCUACCAAACUUGGCACAAAGCAUCACUGGGUAAAGGGGAUUCAAAUUUGUUCAAAUAAAGGGCCACGCCCUCUUGAAAGGGGAAAUAACUAAGAGUUAUUGAAAAUUUGUUGGUAUUUUUGAAAAAUCUAAAAAAAAAUCUAAAAAACUUUCAGGCCAGAAAAGCUCAAAUUGGAGUGAAAGCAUCAUCAGAUAGUAUAGAUUCAAGUUUCCCGGGGGUAGGGUGGGGCCACGAGCUCAAGCUCAAGUAGGCUAUUCUGAUCACAUUUUGUCCGUCGUCCGUCUGUCUGUAAACUUUUUACAAUAUGAACUUCUUCUCUAAAACUGCUUGGCCAAUUUCAACCAAAUUUGGCACAAAGCAUUUAAUGGGAAUGCGAAUAUAAAUUGCAGAAAUGAAAGACCGAUUUUUAUUGAAAGCGGUGAAAACCUCGAAUCUGUAGAAAAACGGGGGUGCAUUUAUAAAAAUCUUCUUCUCAAGAACUGCUUAGUCAAAUUCAACAUAAUUUAGCAUAAAUAAUAUUUAUGGAAAGGAAAAUAUAAAUUGCAAAAAUUAUGGGCUAAUUCUGUUUCAAAUCUGAGUUUUUACGAAUAUAAUGAUAAAGGAAAGGCAUGUUUCAAUCAGUUUAUAGCUUUGGGUUCGGUAUUCCAUACGAGUCUUGGUAAAAUGGGUAGGCAAACCCGGGCUGGGACAAAAUAAAAGCCGGAUCAAAUCGAGAUUUUUUAAUUUAUGUCGAUAAUAAUUAACCAAUGUCAUUAAAAUUUUGUUAUGUCUUGCCACUUCCGGAAUCAUAUUAGAUGUGUGUUGUGCAUGUCCAAAUCAGUGUGUUGUUGUCCUAAGGAGCGGGUGGAGGUGGUCCUCUACGCUGAUAAAAUUUAAUCACUACGAGAAAGUGAUAUUGUAAAGUUUAUACAAGUUAAAGAUUGAAAUUAUAUACAUGCUUGUAGUGAAGCUUCUACAAUGUGACAAAGACAGUGUCUUUAAUGAAAAAGCUAGGUUUUAUUAUUAAUUGGAAAAAAAUCAGUGUUGGAACCUAGCCAGGUCAUUCAAUAUCUUGGUAAUAUCAUCAAUACUACUGAUAUGACUGUUACUUUACCGCUAGAAAAGAAAAUAUGCAUAGAAGAUACUUGUAGAAAAAUUAAGGAGAAAGAAUUCAUAUCAGUUAGGUCUUUAGCAAGUUUGAUUGGAGUACCGUAUUUUCCCGACGACUCGUCGAUGCGGACGACUCGUCGAAUUGCUCAUUUUUAGCCAAAAUUUUAACAAAAUCCUACGAUACGUCGAUUCAGAUGACACGUCGAACUUAUCGCUUCAAAAUGGUGUAUAAAACUGCAGUAACAUUAUCAGUGUAUGAUGCCACGAUGUCCCCAAUAUUGCUACCAACUAUUAUUAAUGAUUAACAUUUAAACAAUUACUCUUUAUACUUAUGCAUCAUAUUUUCAAAUACCGACAACAUCUACAAAGUCGCUUGCAUUGUAAACAAUUCCCGAUAUCGCCUGUUAUGCAAAAUUAAACUUACUUUGACAGAAAUAUUUUAUUCCCAUGCAUUAAAAUAAUCACCCACUCUGACCAUCGCCAGUGUAUUCGCCAUUACGUAACCAGCCACCUGUUGACUCGGCGCGUGGUCAAUGUUUGUUUAACAAUUUCCGGUGUCAGAGGCAUGCACCUGUCUCGUGUCGGACUUCAAAGGGGGAUCUCAAAUGCAGAAAGCUUAGCAAUUACUAUGAUUUGAUGAAACUUGUUUACUUUGUAUCCAGUAAUACAGUCACACGCUAUUAUUUUAAAGAGACACUGUUAGAAUACAUCGAUCAUUUGUACGACUUGAUAAUGACGAUAUACGACAUACAUACGUUUCCUAAAUUUUUUAUUUAACAAUAAUCAAAGAAUUGGACAAUAAUUAAUUAAUGAACUAUAAUCACUCUUAUACCGGUACUCUUUAUGUACACAGUGAGUGAAAUUGCCGUAUAGAUGUCAGCCUUAGCAAGAUUAUUAACACAACCGGGAUCAGUCUACCGUAUAAACAAUAGAGAUGAUAAUUGCCGAUUACGUAUUUUAAGAUUAAUUUUGACCAUAAAAUAUUUCUUAUUUAUACUUUUCACUAACAACUCUUUACUAAUAAAAUAAUAAAACUUUAAAACAUUCCCCGGACCUACUGCAAUAUUUUUUCCAUCCAAGUUUGGUUUCAAUUUUACUGCGCAAUAUUAUCUUCCCACUAUAGUAAUAUAUGGAAUCAUGUGACAAUCUGUUUAUAAAAACGGAACGGUAAAACUUUUAAUUGAUUAAAAAAAUACACCAUUGUUCAAUAACUGUUAUUAAUAUGUAUUCUAGUGUUAACAGAUGAGUGAAAAUGAUAAUAAUUAAAGAUGAACAUUGAAUUCAACAACGUAAUUUUCAAUAACACAGCCAGCUCAAGAUGAUUAAAACCGAGAUUUUUAAUAAAAAAAUUUCACAAUUUUCUGACCUCAAGCCUUAGACAAGUCGAUCAAGACGAUAAGUCGAGUACUCUGCUUCAGAGAAAAAAAAUACCGACUUAUCGUCGGGAAAAUACGGUACUUGUAUCAUCUUUUAGUGCGGUUGAUUUUGGACCCUUGCAUUAUAGAAUGUUAGAAAAAGAAAAAAUUAGAUCUUUAAAAAUGCACAAAGGAAAUUUUGAUGGUCAGAUGAGAGUUUCAAAGAAUAUGAAAGAAGAAUUAAAUUGGUGGAUUUCUAAUAUGUCACUAAAGAGAAUCAUCAAUAGGGGUAAUCCGGAUAUGACUAUCACAACUGAUGCUUCUAAUGAUGGAUGGGGAGCAGUCAAGGAAGAUGUUAAUACAGAGGGCAACUUCCACUUAAUCUGAUAGCAGUUAAUCAAAUAAUUCGGUUAAUCUGAUAUAAUAUCAAAACACCGAACCAUUUCUUAUACAUGUAUAUCCCUUUAUAUUUUUUCCUGAUAAUCUGAUUGGAAAAAACGUCAUUUUCGGUUAAUAUGAUAUGAUUAUGACCGUGUUAUAAUGAUUCCCCACCCUCUAACACCUGUAUAUUCCUUUGUUUAAUUAGUUGACACCCCUCUUGUGUACAAAGUAACUCUUUACAAGGCAUUAGUUUCACUUCAACGCACACGAGUGGCUCACUUCUUCGUAAGAUGAAACCUACCGACAUCGAUAAUAGUUACGGAUGACCGCACACAGGACUGACCUUACCUGUGUACACAUUUUACUGUUUGUUUAUUUACCAAUUCACUGUGUUAAUUUCAUGCUAGGCUUGCACCAUUAAGAAUUAUUUAAACAUGUAAUUUCUGAAUCAAAACUGACUGGCUUGGGAACAUGUGACAUCGAGGAAAAUCUGAUUACUUUCAAUUUAACAUCAGGGUAGAAAACUUAAUGAAUAAAAUUCAAAUAAUUUGUUAUCAUGCAUAAUUGAUUAUUUAAGAGCAUUCUAUAUACCAGAAAAAGAAUUAAAUUAAAUUGUCCAGGUGAAAAGAGGGAAUGUUCAGACAGAUAGCCAUUUCCUCGUACGUAUUACUUCCUGUCAAAAUGGCGGCCACGUUGAAACCAUCGUAAUGAACAGUGAUGAAGAGAAACAUUUUCUUUUGAGCAUUUACAAACAAAAUAAUGGUUCAUUGCUAAUGCAAGGUAAAUUAUUUCAUUUCAAACUAUUGAGAAACAGAUUAUAUCUUUUUGUUGAUAAAUUAUGUAUUGAAACAAGUUGUAUUUUAUUCUAUACCAAAAUUAAAGAGCACAAAAACACUAAAUUGGUUAAUAUGAUAAUCGGUUAAUCUGAUAUUUUUUCUUUGACAAAUUGACUAUCAGAUUAAGCGGAACCCUCUGUAUUGGUGGUAGAUGGAAAGACAAUGAAAAGAUACAUCAUAUCAAUUUUUUGGAAUUGAUGGCUAUUUAUUUGGCAGUAAAGUCAUUUUGUAAAUCCUUAGAAAAUUUUCAUUUGAAAAUUUGCUCUGAUAAUACAGCAACAGUAGCUUAUAUUAAAGGGUUUUUAUCACAUUUUCAAAAAAGUUGAGAAUCAAACAAAAAUACCUUCUAAUAACACAUAAAUAUUGAUAUAGCAUAAAAUAAGCAUCACAAACGGCCGCAAUUGUCUGUUAAAAGGGUCCUAAAUUGGAGCUCUCGCAGUUAAAAUUUCCGCUAAUGAGAUAGGGGUCACGUGGUGCUGUGUGACGUCAUAAGUGUCAAUUCUUGAAAAGCUCAUCGUAGUGUAUACAUAGAUCGAGAUAACUUUGACAGAAAUAAAACAAAUCCCAAAAAUGGAUGACAGAAAUUAUGACUUGGAGGAUAUUCCGUUGGUAAUGGACAUACGACCUUACAUGUUCGAACCUCCAGCAGAGUGUGUAAAUCAAGAAAAUUCUACGCAAAGUAGCGAAGAAAGUGAGUGUGACACCGAGGACAACCCAGGUCAUCGACGGAACGGAACGAUUUGGUGCGAGUGUGGAUCAUGCGAGGUGAUGCCCACUGAAGCAGAGUGCAUUUGUUGCUCAGAGAUACCAGCCAUUGACCACAUCAGAGACUCCUUCGGUAUAGAGUGCAUCACUCAGCACCAGACAUUUAUAGACAACUGCUUGAACAUUCAAGUUUUAGAGGUCAGCCUUUAUGACUAUAUCCAGUCUGAUGGGCCCAUUGAUGACAAUGAACCAAUUAAUGAAGUCUACAGAUAUGUUGCAUACAGGAGGUUUGUCUUAUGGGUUUGGCAGCGACUAGGCAAGGGGAAUCGAAAAAUCCUUCCAGCAUGUGUUGUUUCCAAUAUAAGGGACACCUUCCCGUCGGAGCAGUAUACCGGUUUCAUGUAUCCACGCCCUAUUUAGAACACUCAAUGACUGAACCUGGAACGACGCGUAGCUAUCAGAUCUUCUUUUACAAAGCCCUCAAAUCCUAACGUCAGUGCUGGUGGGCAAUAUCCAAGGGACAUGUGAGCGUCAUCAUUGGACUGAGUGUAUGAGGGAUGCUGUCUUCGUCGCUCGCAUAGAUUUAUCCGGAGGAUAUCUACAUAGUCUGUGAAAAAAAAAUUGAUCAUGUAGUUUUAUUCACAUCAACAAUGAAAUUUGUAAAUUAUCAAACUGUGAUGUAGUGAGUUAUAAAUAUGUGUUGAGCGGAAUAACAAAUUAAUUUAAAAAAUUUUGUUUGUUCUGAUUUAAACUGACACAUGCAACAUUAUAAGUAAAGAAUUAAUAAGUCAAUACGACAGGCAAAUAAGAACAUACCAAAUGUAACUGCUGUUUUCUUGGGCUUUUCAACAGCUUGGGUCC